Molecule: messenger RNA, 3305 nt
Organism: Scaptodrosophila lebanonensis
Lineage: Eukaryota; Metazoa; Arthropoda; Insecta; Diptera; Drosophilidae
Gene: mAChR-B
Product: probable muscarinic acetylcholine receptor gar-1
Exons: 4
Coding region: 1-3033 (1010 amino acids)
Biological process (GO): chemical synaptic transmission; adenylate cyclase-inhibiting G protein-coupled acetylcholine receptor signaling pathway; G protein-coupled receptor signaling pathway, coupled to cyclic nucleotide second messenger
Cellular component (GO): membrane; dendrite; synapse
Molecular function (GO): G protein-coupled acetylcholine receptor activity; G protein-coupled serotonin receptor activity
Source: RefSeq, a predicted model, not a curated record
AUGGCCAGAACUUCGGGUUUGCACAGCAACGAGGAAGAUCUUAGCAUGUCCGGCCUGGAUGCUGACAAUAAAACUGACUCUAUCUACUCCAUUAAGUCUAAUUGGAUUACGGAAUGGCGCCUUCGCAAGGAACGGGAAAAUCUCUGUCGCGUGCUCUAUAAUCGUGUGUUGAAACACAGCGACUGCAAACGUCUACUUGAGGCGGCCAAAAUCUAUGGCGAGAAUACGGACCUCAAUUCAUGGUCGGCCAAUGAACAAUUGCAAUGGUAUCGCAACUUCAGCUUCAAUGGCACCAGCGUGGCGCGUAACAACUCAGAUGUAUCGACAAUGGACAGCGGUCCGGCGUUGGUGUUGCCGCCAUUCGAGACAUGGCAAUCGAUAGCCAUUGCUCUGUGCCUGGCCAUCUGCAUCAUUUUGACGGUCGGAGGCAAUAUUCUUGUGCUUAUGGCGUUCAUAGUCGACCGGAAUAUACGACAGCCUAGCAACUAUUUCAUUGCCUCUCUAGCCGCCACGGAUAUGCUGAUAGGCACUGUGUCCAUGCCUUUCUACACGGUCUACGUGCUGAUGGGCUAUUGGGAUCUAGGACCGCUGCUUUGUGAUCUCUGGCUAUCUGUGGACUAUACCGUCUGCCUAGUCUCCCAAUAUACAGUGCUGCUUAUUACCAUCGAUCGUUAUUGCUCUGUUAAAAUAGCGGCCAAAUAUCGGAGUUGGCGAACUAAGAAGCGCGUCAUCUAUAUGGUCACUAUUACGUGGAUUAUACCAGCCCUGCUCUUUUUCAUCUCCAUCUUCGGCUGGGAGCAUUUUACUGGCAAGCGCGACUUAUUGCCCGGUCAGUGUGCCGUACAAUUCCUUAAGGAUCCGGUGUUUAACACAGCACUCAUCAUUGGCUAUUACUGGACGACGCUAAUUGUGCUAUUCGUCCUGUAUGCGGGCAUCUACAAGACGGCAUACGAGAUGCAAAAACGCAGCGAGGCUAAGCAGCGUAAAAUGCAAUCCAUGGUGGCACUUAGUGCGGGCGCCAUGUCUGGCAUGGCGGGUCAUGCUGCUGGCAUUGGUGUAAUCGAGGAGAAAAUAUUGAAGACAAAGGUGGAAUUGGCCGGCGGUCUAACAGAUCUGACGGACAGCGGCUCCGGCACGACGGCCGUAAAGCGUCUGAGCGGUUCAGGCCAAGCCAAUCCGCUGGCGCAGAGCGAUGCCAUCAACUGUACGCUGGUCGAGAACCUCACGCCCGAGCAGCGGCGAGCCUCAGAGGCUAAAAUCGAGGAAGCCAAACGUGAUGCCGCUGAAGCGGAGAAGAGUGAACGCUCCAGCAGUCCCGCAUUCGACUCAGAUGAGGAAUCGUCUGUAAAUCAAGCACAGCAGCUUAUCAAUCAACAGAAGAUGACCAAUUUGCGCAAGCGUUCAUCCAUUGGUCUAGUUUUUGGUGCACAGGCAGCGCUAAUGGCGACACGCAGCAAAGGUAACUUGCAUCAGAGUACACCCACCUCCAAGUCCAGCGAGGCCAUGGCCACGUCGGACACUCACUUGCCCUGCCCCCCGACGACGGACAUGAGUUCCAGCACUCUGAAGCGAGCGCAGAGCAAGGAGGAGGUUGGCCAUCACCAUCAUAUGCAACUCGAGCGUCCCAAACGCACCUCCUGCUCUACGCUCUCCCAGAUAGCCGAGCAUGAGCGCCUCAUUGAUUUCCAAACCACAAAUAGCAGCACCCAUAAGAAUCCUUUCCAUGGCAAACCGAGUGACCCCAAGAGCCCGCUCUCACCCGUCGACAUAGCACCCAUUGAAGUGCCGCGCGAACAAGUGCAACAGUGCUUGGUGCAGGCCAUAUUGCCGCCACCUGAGCAAUUCCAGUGCCCCUCGCCCUUCUCCGAAUAUUCGGAUCGCCCGUUUGGUAAUAGCUCCGGCAACAGUGAACUGGCCAUGACCUAUGAUCUGCUUACCAAUAACUCCGAGCUACGUUUCAUGGACGAGACUUCGGUCAUGAUGGCCUCUCCCACCACCAACGGCAGUUUAAGCUGCUCGCUUAAUCAGCCAACAGCAACCACACAAUCCAGUGGCAGAUCCAAAACUGCCACACGCACUCCGCAGGCACAGAAAUCGGCACAAAAACAACAACAACAAUCACCUCAACCCGCUCCCAGUCAACAUAUUUCCCCCACCGCCUCGACAGUGCUGCCCCUCUCCGAUGUGGUUCCCGACAACAACAGUAACAGCAGCCAAAAAGAUGGCGAGAUAGCCAUUGAAAAACGUCUUCUCGUCUCGUACACAGGCAUCGAGGAUUUCGCGAAGGUGCGUCGUGAAAGUUGCAUCGAGGCCAUCUGCUUGCUGGACGUGCCGGGCAACAAGCUGCUAAAUGACUGCCCACAUAGACGUGCCUCCAGCCCUCUAGAGUCUAGGAGUAAGGAUGCUAUACUUUACUCGCCAAUGCCGCCAAUAAAACUGACGGCAACAACCGAGCGGCACUCAUCGUUGGGCGGUGGCGCUGCAGCGGCAACAUCGGGCGCUCCAUUGGAGCGCAUUGAGGAGCGUGAAACCUCGGACACGAAUACAAAUAAAAUGCCCUCCACAUCGGGCACCACCAGCAGCUCCCAGGCAGAUGUCAAGCCCACGUCCGGAGGCAGCAUCAAAAAAAGUGACCCCGAUGUCGGUGGUGGCGGCGGCGUCUCUAGGCGCAGCUCCAGCAAACGCGACUUUAUGCACUCGAUAGGGAAGCACUUCAAGAGCAAGAAGGCGCUACCGUUGGUCAUUGGUGGCGGUAGACAGAAGUCGAAAUCAGAGAAUCGUGCACGCAAAGCGUUUCGCACCAUCUCCUUCAUUCUGGGCUGCUUUGUGGCCUGCUGGACGCCAUACCAUGUGCUGGCCCUCGUCGAGGGCUUCUGCCGCAACCCGCCGUGCACGAACGCACAUCUGUAUAUGUUCUCUUAUUUUCUGUGCUAUGCCAACAGUCCGAUGAAUCCUUUCUGCUAUGCACUCGCCAAUCAGCAGUUCAAGAAGACCUUCACACGAAUUCUGAAGGGGGACUGGCAUAUGACCUAAGCGAACAACUGAAAAAGCACUAUAAAUGCUGUUCUAUCCCACGACCGACUCCAUUUUCGAGCAGUCUAAAAUUUAGCUCUGCCGUACUACUUCAAGUAAUCGAAAGUGGAAUCGGAGAUUGGACAGACAUAACAUUUGAUACAUGAUGCAUUGAAGCGAGGCAAGCACUCGUGGGAUUAGCUUAGCAUUGCAUUUCGUUGUGGCGUUACACUCUCGAGAGCCCCGGAGUGUUGCGUCGAUUAUAGAGCUCUUUUUGUAUCUCCUUUUUAUUA